CUCCUCCGUAAAGGCUCGACGCUAUCCCCAUCUCGUCGCCUCGAGUGUCACGGACUCUCCGAGCCACUCAAAGCUCCCACAUGACAUCGCACUUUUCGCGCCGCGCGCUUUAAAAAGCCCCGCACGCCGUCCGCUUCGUCCACAAGAAACACUCGCCGCUGCCGCUGCUGCUGUGCUUGCGACACGAGAGGCUCUUCUCGCUCGCCCCCUCCUCUCGGCUGUUUGUCCUCUCGGCAUUUUAUUCGUAUCGUCGUUGUUGUGGUUGUUAUUAUUAUUAUUGUUUCGGUGACUUCGUAGUGUCGCUCUGUCAUCACCGCUGUCAAACUCUGCAUCGGCAAUGCCAGCGGUGGCGCACCUGGCGAUAUGCGCGGCGCUCCUGUUGGUGAACGCGCGUGCCGAAAAACUCUUCCACGACCGCGACCACGGCGAUAUCCAGCAGACUCCGGACAACGAAGCCGACCCCAUCGACGACACGGAGUCCGUGCAGCAAUACCUGCUCAAGUACGGCUGGGUGAAGCCCGUCAAUUGGAAAGCGAUUGAGUACGAGAACGUGUCCAUUCCGCUGAACGAUGACCCGGCUCCCAGCAACGUGAUCGACUCGUUGUCCGAGGGGGACACCGUGAGCCGUGACAAGGUGGAGGAGACGAAGGCCGACCCAACCCAAUCCCCGUACCUCGUGGCUGCUCUCAAGAACUUCCAGGCCGCCAAUGGGCUCCCCCAGACAGGGCAGCUCGACGAUGAGACCAAAGCGGCCAUGAACAAACCUCGCUGCGGCGUGCCAGAUAAGCAGGCGCGCAAUAACAACAACAGCAACAGCAGCAGCAGCACGAGGCCCGUGAACGAAACCCAAUUUAGCGACUACAACAGCCGCAACAACAACAUCAGCAACAGCAACAACUCGAGGAGUGAUGGAGCAACAACCGCUUCUCGGGGACUGCUGGCUGACCUGGUGACCCACGCCCGGUCCCGUAGGGCCGUGGUGGUGGAUACCCCUCUCAACCCGGGCCUGGCGUUCUCCAAAAGCAACCUCAAGUGGCGCCUCAUAGGCGAAGGGUACAGCUCACAGUUCACCACGGAGGAGCAGAGGUUCAUCGUCAGGCUGGCGUUCCGCAUGUGGAGCGAGGUCAUUCCGCUCAUAUUCGAGGAAGACCUCAAGUCGCCCUCCUCAGACAUCGACAUCAAGUUGGGAUUCGGAACAGGGCGUCACCUGGGCUGCUCCCAGGUGUUUGACGGCAGCGGGCAGGAGUUCGCCCACGCGUGGCACCUCGGAGACGUCCACUUUGACGACGACGAGCAGUUCAGCACCCCGCGGAGCGAGCAGGGCAUCAGCCUGCUCAAGGUGGCGGUGCACGAGAUUGGCCACGUGUUGGGCUUGCCGCAUCUGACGCGCCAGGGCUCCAUCAUGCAGCCCAACUACAUCCCGCAGGACAACGGCUUCGAGCUGGAGUGGCUCGACAGGAAGGCCAUCCAACAGAUAUACGGUGUGUGCGACGGCUCCUUCUCCACCGUCUUCGACUGGGUGCGCCAGGAACGCAACCAGCUGGGCGUGCUGGUCACGCGCUUCAACACCUACUUCUUCCGCGACCGCUGGUACUGGAUGUACGAGAACCGCAACAACCGCACGCGCUUCGGCGACCCCAUCGCCCUGUCCGUGGGCUGGCGAGGCAUCCCCGACUCGGCGAUCGACGCCUACGUGCACGUGUGGACGUGGAACAUCAACGCCGCCUACUUCUUCAAAGGAACCCAAUACUGGCGGUACGACAACGCCAACGACCGCGUGUACACAGUGGACCCGCAGGGCGUCAGCUACCCCAAGCUCAUCUCGGACGGGUUCCCCAACGUGCCCAACCCCGUCAACACCGCCUUCUACGACCGCCGCGACUACAACAUCUACUUCUUCAAGAACAAUGACGUCACGGCGUUCAACGUGAACACCCAGCAGAAGGUGAGCGGCUACCCCAAGCGAGUGACGGACGUCUUCCCGGCCGUGGUCGCGGGCGACCACCCCGGGGGCAACCUGGACGCGGUGUACUACUCGUACACGCACAUGGCCAUCUUCUUCUUCAAGGGGGACUACUUCUGGAAGGUGGUGGACGACCGCGACCGCCAGGCCAACCCGGCGCUGCCGUACAACGGGCUGUUGGCGCGCCGGCGCGUGUCCGACCAGUGGUUCGACAUCUGCGACGUUCACAUAAGCAUGCUUACCAGCGCGAGCAAGUGAGGCCACCGUGCGAAGGACGGCAGGAGUAAGCGCAGAGGCGUCCGUGCGUGUGCGUGUUUCAGCGCCCAAUGCUGGGUUAAAAAGAGGCCGAGACAGGCUUGGAAUGAUGGAAAUUGAUGUGAUGUAGAUUCGAUUUUUUUCUUGGGAAAGUACAAUUUUGGAAGAAUUUGUUUUUUCCGCAUUGUUCUUAUUCAUCUAUGAGAGCCUCCUUGAGCAUUUCAGGAGGGGUCCUGCAACGGUCCGCAGUGGUAGUCUGCGGGUUUAGUUUUACAUGUGGAAAAUGUAGACCGUGACGCUGACACUGAUGGCCGAUUUGUUGUUUAGACGACGUCGGGGCAUCUGUAACAUCCACUGGGAGAAGCCGGCGGCGCACAUUCUUACGGUUUAUACACCCGCAGUGUUAACCAGGGUGGCCGCGGGGAUUGAACGGAAUUGCGUAAACACCAAGCUGUUGCGCUGUAAACUUUUUUGGGUUUUUUACUUUGGCGACAUUUCGUUAAAGCUUGCAAAUGCGGACAGCACAAGAAUAAACGCAUAAACAAGUUAUUGAAUGAUAAGAGGCGUGGGAUAAAACAAAAAUCAAAGCAAACAUUUAUUCAGAUAAUCCAAAUAUUGGUUUUGUUACGGUAUAUUUAUCAAGGAACUAAUUUAAUGUUUUCCAAAAUUCUGAUUUAUAAUCCCCGCGGCGAAAUGAAAUGGGUGUACAAUUAUCGCAUUACACUUCAACGGUGUUGUUGACUUUAUAUGGAUUUACUGCUGUAGGUUGAGCUUACAAUAAUAUAUAUGCUCUUUAUAGUUUUUCAAUAAAGGGACCGCAUUGGACUGGAACCAAAUGCCAUGAGUAAAAUGUCCUUUCGUUAAAAACUUGUUGACGUAAAAGAGCAAGAGAGUGGGUGAGGCCUUCAAUGCUCUUUUGAUCGAGUACUUUUUGUACAGCUUACGCGCGGGGAGAUCCUGCACGGACAGCAGCACACUUUGUUGUGUUGACCCUCAGCUGAGCAUCGCCAAAGCAACGAUAAUUUAUUACGAAAUGCUUAUUUUCUGUGUGUUUUUUACUUUUUACCGACGAGCACUUUUUUUGUUGGCGUGAUUGUUUUUCGGGUGGUUUAUCAAAGGUGAAAUAAUAUUGAAAUUUAAAAAAAGAAAACGGGUUAUCUUUCGCUUCUUCUUGUUCCACGGUGCACGCUUCACAGCGUACGUUGGUUCGGCGACUCUCCAUGCGAAGCACGGUACUUUCUCAGGCACUGUCUCUUGAGGCAAUAUCAGUAUGUUGAAAGAAAAAAUAAUCUGAACGCAGCAAGGUACAACGUCUCAUGUCCGAUCGUCGCAUAUCCGCUCUGUCCAAUUAUUGUUCACGCUCAGCGCGUUAUUCGUGAUUGGUGAAACUCUCAUUUCUAUAAGGAUGUUCACAAACCUGACCUUUGCACAGUCAUUCAUAUAUAUGUACGUGUAACCUCGCGUAAAUCGGCUCACUUCUGAAGCAAAGUCAGGCGUUUUCCUCACGUUGAAAGCGGUAUGUGCUCCACUGCAUUUUCGUCCUCUACCUUACAAAGACGGUGGUCACCGCAUCGCGCUCUUUCAGAUGCGCUUCUGGGGCCGUCUGGAAUGCUCUUCCUUCCGAUAUUAGGAAGCCUGCUGGAAAUAUUCACUUUAAAAGCUAGCUUGAACACUAAUUUCUUUAGAACUGAUUUUGCGGGGUUAGUUUGCUGUCCUUCCCCCGCACCUCUGAUUAGCACGGUCGGAUAUGAUCCUCAUGGUGGUACCCCGGGGUACCAAAUAAUACAAAA
Messenger RNA from Petromyzon marinus (sea lamprey), 4008 nucleotides. RefSeq names its product matrix metalloproteinase-21-like. The record is from RefSeq and is a predicted model, not a curated record. Gene Ontology annotation, biological process: extracellular matrix organization; collagen catabolic process; proteolysis. Lineage: Eukaryota; Metazoa; Chordata; Hyperoartia; Petromyzontiformes; Petromyzontidae. Gene Ontology annotation, cellular component: extracellular matrix. Gene Ontology annotation, molecular function: metalloendopeptidase activity; zinc ion binding.